Molecule: messenger RNA, 1185 nt
Organism: Quercus lobata
Lineage: Eukaryota; Viridiplantae; Streptophyta; Magnoliopsida; Fagales; Fagaceae
Exons: 2
Coding region: 1-1185 (394 amino acids)
Molecular function (GO): RNA-DNA hybrid ribonuclease activity; nucleic acid binding
Source: RefSeq, a predicted model, not a curated record
AUGACGUCCCCCAGGACAGUCAAGGAAGUUCAAAAACUCACCGGAAGGAUAGCGGCUUUAAACAGGUUCGUCUCUAGGGCCACAGACAAAUGCCUGCCCUUCUUUAAGACCUUGAAGCAGGCCUUUGCUUGGACUGACGAGUGCGAAGCGGCUUUCCAAGAACUGAAGCAAUAUCUGAGCAGCUCGCCUCUUCUAAACCCGUCCAAAGAAGGAGAAAACCUAUACCUGUACUUGGUGGUGUCAGCCUCGGCAGUGAGUGCAGCUUUUAUUAGAGAAGAAGGCAAGAAGCAACUCCCGGUCUACUACAUCAGCCAAGCCUUCCAAGGAGCUGAAUUCAGAUACCCAAGAAUCGAAAAGAUUGCGUUUGCACUAAUAGUAGCCUCGCGCAAGCUCAGGCAAUAUUUCCAGUCAAAUCCUAUCCUUGUGAUGACGGAUCAACCAAUCAAGAAAUCAAUGAACAAACCAGAAGCAGCAGGGAGAAUGGUCCAAUGGGCAAUUGAACUUAGUCAAUUUGACAUCGAGUACCAUCCAAGAACUGCUAUCAAGGCGCAAGCUCUGGCCGACUUCAUCGCUGAAUUCACUCUCCCAGACGAAGAUGGAAUUCCUGACGGGGUUGAUAAAUGGACAAUACAGACAGAUGGUUCGUCAGUCAAAAAGAAGGGGGGAGUAGGGGUCGUCAUAACCACCCCCGACGGAGAAGUGAUGAAAUAUGGGGUCCAACUAAAGUUCCCAGCUACGAAUAAUGAAGCCGAGUAUGAAGGAAUACUGACGGGCCUGAGGCUUGGGAAAGCUCUUGAUGCCAAAAACUUGUUGAUCCAGAGUGAUUCAAAACUGGAGUUCGAUACAGUGGAGUUCGUACAGAUCCCAAGAAGCCGGAAUAUGGGGGCUGAUGAAGUGUCAAAACUAGCAUCAUCAGAAGAAGGGAGGAUGACCAUGGACUUGGCAAUAGAGGUCCAUAAACGCCCUAGUAUUGAAGAGGUUGCAGUGUUCACCCUCCAGAGCACAGACACCUGGAUGACGCCCAUAAUGUCUUUCCUCCAAGACGGGCACCUCCCUCAAAACACAAAAGAAGCCAGAAAGGUCAAGAAGGGAGCAGCCAGAUUCACGAUCCUGAAUGACGUCUUAUACAAGAGAGGCUUCUCUAUGCCUUACUUGAAGUGCGUCGACGAGGAAGAGGCCAAAUAG